AAAAUUUAUUGGGCAAGAUUUGCGAUUCAUGGGGAGCUUAUCAUUUUCGUAGCACACAAACACGAUGAAUGAUUUGCCACCCUUAGGAUUCGCGCCUCUUAUAGGUAAUACGGUUUUCUCUCCCUUCUCUCUCUCUCUCUCUCUCCCUCUCCGUUUCCCCAUUCAAGCAAUGCCACCUGAAGAACAGAGAGAUAGCUCUUCAAUCUCACAAUGAGAUUUUGAAUUUCAGAAGGAGCUUCAUUCUCUUUCAUUUUUUUCCCCCUCUUUUGAUGGCGUUUUUUCCUUUAUGGGUUUCGACUAUUUUCUUCGUUCCAUUCGCUGCACAUUAGGUUUUCCCAAUCCUCUGUUUGGGUACUGAGAAAAAAACAGAGGACGUGAAACCAAAAUUUAGUUUUGGAAUCUGGGUUCCUAAGAUUUGCCACACUUCUGCCCGAGGUUUCGGCAUAUUCGAUUGAAAGUAUUCCAAAUUCUGUUUUCUCCUUCUCUCAUUUGGGACUCGCACAAUUACAAGCAAAAUGUCUGGUUUUGUGGGUGUUGUUAUUUCUGAUCCAUCGCUUCAAAGCCAUUUCACUCAAGUCGAGCUUCGUGGUCUCAAAUCCAAAUUUCUUUCAGCAAAGAACCAAUCUGGUAAAAUCACGUUGGGAGAUUUGCCACCAGUUAUGGUGCAUUUAAAGAAUUUGACUGGUGUCUUUACUGAGGCUCAGAUUAAGACCAUCUUGGGGGAAUCUUCUGACUUGAGCGAAGAAAUUGAUUUUGAAUCCUUCCUUCGGGUAUACCUGAAUCUACAGUCAAGAGCAACGUCAAAAUCAGGCGGACCAAAAUUGAAAAGUUCCGUUUCAUUUCUGAAGGCUACUACAACCACCCUCCGCCACACCAUUAGUGAAUCUGAGAAGGCCUCUUAUGUUGCCCACAUUAACAGCUUCCUCAGAGAUGAUCCGUUCUUGAAGAAAUAUCUUCCUCUAGAUCCAUCUACCAAUGCUUUAUUUGACCUUGCAAAAGAUGGAGUUCUUCUCUGUAAGCUCAUCAAUGUGGCUGUCCCUGGCACAAUAGAUGAGCGGGCUAUUAACAAAAAACAGGUCCUUAAUCCGUGGGAGAGGAAUGAGAAUCACACGCUUUGCCUCAAUUCUGCAAAGGCUAUAGGCUGCACUGUAGUUAAUAUUGGCGAACAGGACUUGGUUGAAGCAAGACCACAUCUGGUAAUGGGGUUGAUUUCUCAAAUGAUUAAGAUUCAACUGUUAGCUGAUCUCAAUCUAAAGAAAACUCCUCAACUUCUGGAAUUGGUGGAUGACAGCAAGGAUGUUGAGGAACUCAUGGGUUUACCCCCAGAAAAGGUUUUACUCAAAUGGAUGAAUUUCCAAUUGAAGAAAGCAGGAUACAAGAAACAGGUUUCAAAUUUCUCAUCUGAUCUGAAGGAUGGCGAAGCCUAUGCUCACUUGCUUAAUGUUCUUGCACCAGAACAUGGUAGUGCCACCACAUUGGAUACUAAGGAUCCUACUGAAAGAGCGAAUUUGAUUCUUGAGCAUGCAGAGAGAAUGGAUUGCAAAAGAUAUGUCACUCCAAAGGACAUCGUUGAGGGAUCGACAAAUCUAAAUCUGGCAUUUGUUGCUCAAAUAUUCCAGCAGAGGAAUGGCUUAUCCAUGGACACCAAAAAUAUGUCUUUUGCUGAGAUGAUGACAGAUGAUGCUCAAACUUCUAGGGAAGAGAGAUGCUUCCGACUGUGGAUUAACAGUCUUGGAAUCGAUUCAUAUGUCAAUAAUCUGUUUGAGGAUGUCAGAACAGGAUGGGUUAUUUUGGAAGUUCUUGACAAAGUUUACCCAGGAUCAGUAAACUGGAAGCAAGCAACGAAACCUCCCAUCAAGAUGCCUUUCAGAAAAGUUGAGAAUUGCAACCAAGUUAUACGGAUUGGAAAGGAAUUGAACUUCUCUCUUGUGAAUGUGGCAGGAAACGAUAUUGUACAGGGAAACAAGAAGCUCAUACUAGCUUUCCUGUGGCAGUUGAUGAGGUUUACCAUGCUCCAACUCUUGAAAAACCUAAGGUUUCACGCUAAGGGAAAGGAGAUAGCAGACAGUGACAUUCUAACUUGGGCUAACCACAAAGUGAAGAGCUCAGGCAGAAAAUCUCAAAUGGACAGCUUCAAGGACAAAAACCUUUCAAAUGGGACUUUCUUCCUAGAACUUCUUAGUGCUGUGGAGCCGAGGGUUGUUAACUGGAGUGUCGUUACUAAGGGUGAAACUGAUGAGGAUAAGAAGUUGAAUGCAACAUAUAUCAUCAGUGUUACUCGAAAGCUUGGGUGCUCCAUUUUCUUAUUGCCCGAGGACAUAAUGGAGGUGAACCAGAAGAUGAUCCUCACCCUAGCGGCGAGCAUCAUGUACUGGAGCCUGAGGCAAAAAGCCGGAGAGUCAGGGUCAACACCUAAUGAACAGAAGGAUACCACUGAUGAUGCUGUUGUCUCUGGCACUGCUCUCUCCCCUCUCAUUGAAACAGAGGAAUGCUCAACAGAGGCUGAAAAGGACAAUGGAGAAUGACCAAGCGUUACUGCUUAUCAUUUUUUUUUCUUUAUUUAUUUUUCUUCCAAAGGAUCAAAAAAAGCAAUAGGUUGCAGUUAGUUUUAUAUCUCAGUUGCUAAUUUCUUACGGUCAUUGUUAAUGUUAUGGUGAACCUAAGGAAAAAGGUUUCUGUAAAUUUUUCUUGUGUAAUUACAGUUUGUUGUUCGUAGAAAUUCUUUUUGACAUUUACUACGUUGUUCUUAAUAUUGCCAUCCCUGAGGUUUGGGUUUA
This is a messenger RNA of Camellia sinensis, 2777 nucleotides long. RefSeq names its product fimbrin-5. NCBI's taxonomy places the organism in Eukaryota, Viridiplantae, Streptophyta, Magnoliopsida, Ericales, Theaceae. Gene Ontology annotation, biological process: actin filament bundle assembly; actin filament network formation. Gene Ontology annotation, cellular component: cytoplasm; actin filament; actin filament bundle. Gene Ontology annotation, molecular function: actin filament binding. The record is from RefSeq and is a predicted model, not a curated record.